Medioppia subpectinata is the source of this 1332-nucleotide messenger RNA. NCBI's taxonomy places the organism in Eukaryota, Metazoa, Arthropoda, Arachnida, Sarcoptiformes, Oppiidae. The record is from the annotation of a GenBank genome assembly.
AUGGGUUCACUGCGGAUCAUGAGGGACUGUUUUAUUGUCGUCCGAAUCGAUGGCCAAAAGUUUCAUAAGUUCUCCAAAAGACAUAACUUCUUGAAACCAAAUGAUAAACGAUGUCUGGAUCUAAUGAACGAAUCGGCGAAACACGUGAUGAAAGCCUUCUUUCCCAAUAUAGUGAUCGCUUACGGCCAAAGCGAUGAAUUCAGUUUCAUUAUCCGUCGGGUCUCUGAUCUGUACAAAAGGCGACAAAACAAGAUUACAUCACUUAUCGUCUCGUCCUUUACCUCUGCGUUCGUCUUCUAUUGGUCGCAGUAUUUCGUCAACAACUCUACGGUUGCCAACGAUUGUCACCAAUCGGUUCCACUUCAAUACCCACCCGCGUUCGACGGCCGGUGUGUUCUGUAUCCCAACGCGAAAGUAGUGAUGGAUUACCUGCGAUGGCGUCAAGUGGACUGUCAUAUCAAUAAUCUCUAUAACACGACAUUUCACGCCCUCACCGGUCAGUACACCAAAUACGUGGCCAACACUUCGGGCGACAAUUGCUAUAGUUUUUCGACCGAUUGGAGGCCACAGACGGGCGACAGACCCGCGCCGUUGACAGCCAGAGAGGCGACCGAAAGGCUAUCCAAAACUGUGAGUUCCGAUAAACACGAGAUACUGUUCACCGAAUACGGCAUUAAUUACAACAACGAAUUGGAACAGUUCAAGAAGGGGUCAGUCAUUCAUCUGAAUAUCAGUCAACAACUGUUGGAAAGUAUUGUCUCUAAGAAUAAGAAGAAACACAAUAUUUUGAACCAAUUGGGAGACGAAGCGGAGGACACGGAUAUCAAUCAAUACCUAUCCCUUAAUUAUAUCGAUAUUAUUAAAGAAGACUCUUUAGUAACAGAAGAAUAUGAUUUUGUGGUCACUAUUACAUCAAGUCUUCAAUUGCAACAAAAUUUAGCAUUCGUUAACAUAAAGAACCAAUGGUUGGAUUACUUUAUGUAUUUAAAAAAUGACUCGCGUUUGGAUUCAUUGAUCAGAGACUCUAACAUUCCUAACAAACAAAACAUUUCAUUUCAACCCAAUUCUACCGAAAAAUCCGACCAAAAGAAAAGCCCAAAAAGUGGAUACAAAAGCCCACCGAAAACGAUUCAUUUAGUGAGACCACAAAUAAGUGAAAGCGAAAAACUUGAGCGAUAUUUGAGUCGUAAACAGAAUUUGGAUGUUUUGGAGGAACAAAAUAUGUUAACAAAAGAGAUAAAAGUUGAUCCGCAGUCUCACGAGUCGUUAGGAUUUAACGCCGCGAACGAACCCAUCGUUGAUAUCGAGAAACCAAUUUAUAUCAAGAAAUAA